AUGGGGAAGGCAGGAGGAGAUGAGACGUACUUCCAGAGGAGCAGUCUGUUCUGGGUCACCGUCAUCACCCUCUCCUUUGGCUAUUACACGUGGGUGAUCUUCUGGCCUGAGGCUAUUCCUUAUCAGAGCCUAGGGCCGCUGGGCCCCUUCACUCAGUACUUGCUGGAGCAUCAUCACACCCUCGUGCACAGCUGGUAUUGGCUUGCCUGGCUGAUUCACGUGGGAGAGUCCUUGUAUGCCAUUGUAUUGUGCAAGUCUAAAGGCAUCACGAAUAGUUGGACUCAACUCCUCUGGUUCCUGCAGACGUUCCUUUUUGGGAUGGCAUCUCUCUAUUACUUGAUUGAUUACAGACCGAGACGCCAUAAACAAACUUAA
Messenger RNA from Lipotes vexillifer (Yangtze River dolphin), 375 nucleotides. It is a transcript of the gene TMEM254, whose product is annotated as transmembrane protein 254. The transcript has 4 exons. NCBI's taxonomy places the organism in Eukaryota, Metazoa, Chordata, Mammalia, Artiodactyla, Lipotidae. The coding region runs from base 1 to 375 and encodes 124 amino acids. The record is from RefSeq and is a predicted model, not a curated record.